Xenopus laevis (African clawed frog) is the source of this 2133-nucleotide messenger RNA. It is a transcript of the gene uncx.l, whose product is annotated as homeobox protein unc-4 homolog. The record is from RefSeq and is a predicted model, not a curated record. The transcript is spliced from 3 exons. The coding region runs from base 371 to 1825 and encodes 484 amino acids. NCBI's taxonomy places the organism in Eukaryota, Metazoa, Chordata, Amphibia, Anura, Pipidae.
UUUAGCUGGGUAUCAAUCAGAUGCAUUAGUUGCUGCUGCUGCUGCCAGCCCUCCCCCUUGUUGUGAUGUAGUUCUUAUCAAGCCCCCCUUGUGUUGUUGUGACAGCGCUGAUAUUGUUUAUUGAGGUGGGUGUCAGGUAUAAUUAGCAAUCGAUACGGGGAACGUUUGCCGCUUGCCACGUCUGUGACGUCACGGCCGAUUAAGGUUUCUUAUUGGCCCCAAAUUCCCCAAGCCUGGGCUAAUUAUUGGGAGCUUGAUGUUGAUAAAGUAAAGCUGAUCGUGGGCUGGCAGCAUGUCUCCUCGUCACUGCUCCCUGCCACUGCAUGCUUUGUAGGGUCCCAGCAGCACUCUGGCAGCUCUACCCUGGGAGAUGAUGGACAGUAGGAUCCUGGAGCACCCUCAUGCCCAGUUUGGAGGCUCCAUGAGUGGCAUGGUGGGCUUCCCUUACCCACUCGGCCACCACCAUGUGUAUGAGUUAGCCAGUCACCAGUUACAGUCUGCAGCAGCCGCCGUGCCCUUCUCUAUAGACGGAUUACUCAAUGGCUCCUGCACUGCUUCUGUUGUCAACCCGACCCCCCUCAUGCACUCUGGAUGUGGCCUCGGCGGUGACAGUCAGCAGUACAAACUGUCAGACUCAAUAGACCCGGACAAGGAGAGCCCCGGCUGCAAGAGAAGAAGGACCCGGACCAACUUCACUGGCUGGCAGUUGGAGGAGCUGGAGAAGGCUUUCAACGAGAGUCACUAUCCGGAUGUGUUUAUGAGAGAGGCCCUGGCCUUGAGGCUGGACCUAGUGGAGUCCCGAGUUCAGGUUUGGUUCCAAAACCGCAGAGCUAAGUGGAGAAAAAAAGAAAACACCAAGAAGGGCCCUGGGAGGCCAGCCCAUAAUUCCCACCCCACCACCUGCAGUGGAGAGCCCAUGGACCCCGAGGAAAUAGCCAGGAAAGAGCUGGAGAAAAUGGAGAAAAAGAAGCGAAAGCAAGAGAAGAAGAUGUUAAGGAACCAGAACCGGCACCAGCACUCUCCAGGCGACAUGUCACUGCACACCCCUAGUUCUGACAGUGACAGUGGACUCUCCCAGACUCAUGACUCAAGCUCAGUGGAGAGCAGCCAUCCUGAUAUGGGACAAAGCAGAAGCCAAUCUCAGGCAAGCUGUGACCAAACAGGACAAGCCUUUUUCCAAAGCCAAAGAAACACAGGACAGAGGGACAGGGUCAGUGACAAGGAGUCACCGGUUGAGGCCAACCACAACUCAGGCUUGUGUCCAAAUGUCAGAGGCUCUGCCUUCCAGAAACUCAACCCCUUCAGCGUAGAAAGCCUGUUGUCUGACUCUCCCCCCAAAAGGAAGACAGGGAUAGAAUUUCCAGGUUUAACGAACCCCAGGACCUUGAUUGGGAAGGGACAUUUUCUGCUGUACCCCAUCACCCAACCUCUGGGAUUUAUAGUACCGCAGACUUCCAUUAAAUCCAACUCAGCCCAGGAACUGCCCAGUCCUGGAAUUAAAGACUCACAUCAUAACAGUAACUCGGGUCAGUGCAGUCUAAAUACCUCCCCGAACCCUGCACAGAACUUGUACCCCAACAAACACACGAACUCAUCCCAUACUCAAACUCUAACAGUUUGUAAGACUGAGAAUGGGGACCACCAUGGGGCGACCCCCAGCCUUGGAGGAGACACAGGGACUGAGCAGUUGGACAGCGCUUUUUCUGAGCCAAAGUCUCCCAAGUCCAUGAAAAGCGACAGAGAGACCCCAGAGUGUUCGGAUGGCCCAACUUCUUCCUGCCCCCCCAAACCUAGCUUAGACUGUGAAGAGGUAGAUAUGGACUAAGCCUCCCCUUAUCCUUAUGGACUCUACUGACUUCUAACAUUCCCACUAGCUGAACCCAAUAGACAGCUUCCUCCAGUCCACUUAUAGUCUAUCCAGGUGCCAGCUGGGCGCAGUGAUUUCUUAGGUCGGCUUUAUAUCAGCAGAUUAAAAUCAUAAUCAUGGUAAUAAUAAUUAUGAGAAGAGAGAAAAAAAAAACACCAACCCCAUGAACAAAAGCAACGUAAAUCCUCAAUCUUGUAAAAUGCAAAAAUGUAUAAAGAUAUUUAUAUAUGUAAAAACUCUUUUGAUAAAUAAAGCUUAAAACUGUU